Messenger RNA from Schizophyllum commune H4-8, 2642 nucleotides. RefSeq lists its product as uncharacterized. The record is from RefSeq and is a predicted model, not a curated record. Bases 225 to 2537 code for a protein of 770 amino acids. The transcript has a single exon. Lineage: Eukaryota; Fungi; Basidiomycota; Agaricomycetes; Agaricales; Schizophyllaceae.
CGUGGGCGAGUUGACGACGCCGCGGUGGAGCAAAACCAAACACGCCGACGACAUUGUCACUCGCAAGGUCGAGCCUAUGCCGACACAGGAGGAAGAAGAGAACGAUCCCGACAGCCCAUGGACCAUCGAAGCAGUAGACGGUGAAUCCUCUGGCAAGGAAGACCGGGUGCGUCGCGCUCUUGUUUUUGCUUUUCGUUUUCGCUGACCUAUACUUCCAGCAGUCGAUGGAGAUACCUCACCCUCAUCGCGGCCGAGUCUCUUUGACAGAGGAAAGCGGCGGCGAAGAGAUCUUAUACCCGCGGAAGCCCUUGUUGGAAUCCGCCCCGGAUCUGCCCACGGAGACGCCCACGACUCCUCGUGAUCACCCAACGAGCGUUCCGUCACAGCCAGAUCACUCGUCCGAGCCGGAUGCGCCCACCUCUCCUCCAAGUGCUUUCUCUACGCCUGGCGGGCGGCGCGCAAAAAAGCGAACAUCGGACGAGUUCGAGAUGGAUCAGGCCGGCACCCUCGUUUCCAAGCGGUCUUCUAUGUCUGCCUCAAAGGAGAAGAGCAAGGAGAUGGCUACAAGGCGGCAUCGGAGUCUUAAUAUUAGUGCUUCUUCCCGUGAGAAGGGGAGGGAGCGGAGAAGGGAGAGUUCUGGCACGUCUCUCAGCGGCAGCAGGCCUCUGAUCACUUCUGCGACGAGCCCGACCUUGUCAUCUGCAGCGAAGUCUCCCGACAGGCACGUUAGGCAGACUUCUUUGACGUCCUCCGGUUCCGAGGGUCAUCCACGCCGUAGGGUGCAUACCACGGACUACUCCCAUCUGCCUCCUUCGCCCUCAACAAACGCGAUCCAGCACUUCUUGCAGCAGCCGCAUACUUCUCCGCCUCUGACCCGGGAGCCGUCCCAGUCUCACUCGUCGCCCAACGUCGCGCACUCGCUUCUGCGCGGCACACAGGAAGGCUGGUCUGGCCUUGACGAUGAGGCGACGGCUGAGGCGCUGAGAAAGUUGGACGGCAUCUCGGGCAAGACGGCCCGUGCGCGGGCUAGUGUCGGCAGCUUCGGUCGCCCAGGGUCCAGCAGGCCGAGCACGCCGGGGAAGACCACGUCCCAAUGGGAAGGAGUCAGCAGCUCGGGCGAAAGUGUCAAGCGACGGUCAGGUGCCAAGGAGAAGGAGUCGCCCCAGCGAGCUGCGGCGGGCUCUGAGUUUGGGGAGCUCAUUGGAACCGCCACUAGCAGUGACGAGCACAAUCAUGCUACCUCGUCCUCCUCUGACCGGACGCCCAAGAAGGGCGCGCGUUCCAGCCUGUCGGCGAAGCGUGGGUCGACGUCCUCUACGAAUUACACUGGCACACCUAGCUCGAGGGAUUCGGCAUCCAUGUCUGCGACCACUAGCAUGACAUCCAUGUCCGCGACCUCCAGCCGCCACUCGUUCGGAAAGCUACGUCGCAACAGCGCUGGAAGCGACACUUCAAACCACUCCAGCGACGCGGUGUCUAUCAAGGAUCGCGUCGCGGCCUUGGCUAUCAACGGCGAGGCUGGAGAUGACAUCGAAGUGCCGCCUGUCCCUCCUUUGCCCAAGGACCUUUCGUCGUACAAGUCCCCACCGCCUUCCUCUGCUGGGCUGGUCUUCCCUUCGGUGCAGCACGACAGCGACAGCAGCCCUCGUCGCUCUAAUGAGGACGCUUCGCACCGUCGGCGCGCGAGCCAGCAGGUUCACUCUGCCGGCGAGGCGAGCGGCAGUGAUGUGCCUGCUGGGAAGACACCAUCCAAGAAAUGGAGCUUCUCUAGCGCACUCAACAUCAAGCUGUCGAACUCGCCUUCCUCGCCGACUGCCAAGAGCCCUCGCACCAUGUCUUUCGGGCAGCAGAUCAGGAAGUCGACGUCAAAGGAGCAGAGCCUUUCCCCUUCCAUGUCCAAUGCUCCUUCUUGGUCCCCUGUCCAGAACGAGGCCAUGACGUCUGCGUCUUCCCUUGCGUCCAUGUCAUCCCAGAGCUCCAUUCGCACGCCUGGCGGUCCCUCCACUUCGAAGACUCCCGAGCGUGGAACAGUGCCCAGCCGCUCGGGAACAGAGUCCAGCACGAGCACGAAUCAUGCCCCUCUGAGCCCCAGCUCCUCCGUGCGCCGCCACCAGUCGAAGCGCCUCACGCCAUCCUCGAUCCCCUUCUUCAGGAGGUCCUCGUCUCAGUCGAUGCAAAUGCCACCGCCUCCGCUGCCUUCGUCGCCUACGUCCACGCAACAUAAGGUGAGCAGCUCUCCACCUGAAGACUAUAACCCGCCAUCGACGUCGGCGCACAAGAAGAGCUCGAUGCUGAGUCUCGGUCUUCCAUCGUUGUUAAAGGGCUCGAGUUCGCGGAGGAGCUUACACAGUGAUUCGAAGGAGUCGGGGUCGGGGUCAGGCAGAGAACCGAGUCGAUCGAGGGACAGUGGCAAGGAAGCGAAGGCGGACAAGAAGAAGGACGAUAAGGAAGGUCGGAUCUCGGUGCUGAUGGGCCGGAAGCGUGGCAAGGUAACGCGCCUGUUGCCCCUUUGUCUUCUUUUGCUCACCCAGCGUUGACCCAGACACUGUCGUCCACCGACCCGCGCAAGCCCAAGGAACCGAUCGCGAUGCCGCCCAUGCAGGUCGCCGCUCUUGAGCCUGCUACGGCUCAGCGCGUUGCAC